CUGAAGUUCUGUAACUCGUUGAUUUCAAGCUCGAAUGUGCGCUGGUACUAAUGUUUGCGCCCGAGAUCUUUUCAUCAAAGAUUCGACGGACUUGGCUGCAUUGUGUGAUUGUUCCAUCCUUUCUGCUGAUCAGGUUAACAUGCGGUGGACUUCCGGAAACUAAUUGAGACAAUGAAGUGCUCUCAGCGACUCGGUCUCGAUUUUUGGGACCAAAGACACUGCAUUUCUUUUCAACUUUGUCGCUGCCGCAUCCGGCAAGUCCUUUGUCUAGGCUGUCAACCCCUACCCCUAUGGCUUUAUUCCUCCAACUGCCUCACGAGCAAUCACGAGUCCGACUUAUGUGUACACUUCGGACCACCGACAUCAAACACUCAGAACUAAUCACCACACAACCUCGACAAGCAUGACAGAUCGCGAAGCACGGCGUCAGGAACGCAUGGAAUACGAGCUCCGAGCACUUCCUCGCCGACCCACACCAGACGGACACAAAUGGAUGGUCGACAGUAUUAUAGGUGAGGGUGGCUUUGGUAGAGCCUAUCUCUGGAAUCUGGUCCGCCGUCGUGACCAGGUCGUAGUCGAUCGCGUGGUGAUCAAAUACUGCGAACCAGAUACCCACGAUAUUAUCGCUAGACAUGGGCCCGGAUUUGGAGAAAUCGCAGAAGUUUUCAUGCAGAGAUCUAUGAUGCAUGAUAGCGAGGAUCCGCUGGACGACUUUACCGUUCCGUUGUUAGCCGCUGAGCAUUGCUCAUGGGCUCUGGAUGCCUGGAGAUUCUAUACACCUUAUUACAGCUUUGGCGAUCUCUAUAAAUUCAUACUCAAGCAAGGUGUAGAGAACCCGGCAACCCCCACAAAGGGCCACAGACAGGUUCCGGAACCUUUUGUGUGGUAUCUGCUACACCGACUCGCUUGCGCAGCAAGAAUCAUGGACCAAACACUCGCCAACGAGGACAUGGAUUAUCAAAUAGUCCAUUGCGACUUCAAGCCAGCCAACUUGUUCCUAGGCGCUCCGGGAUCAUUAGGGAGUCGCGCACAGUUCCCGAUCUAUCCUCCAGUCUAUGUCGGCGAUUUCGGAAAUGCGAAAAUCACGUAUACUGGAGAUUCCCGACGACAUGAAAUGGUAGGGACUUGUACGCCGGGCUGGUCAGCACCUGAGAUUACGCCAUUCACAAGUAAUCAUAUGCCCAAAAGUUGGCAAGCUCCUGCCAGCUCCAAGACAAACAUCUGGCAGAUUGGCUAUGUUCUCUUGAGCAUCAUGCAAGGCAAAGUCGAUCAUCCUGACGGCGAUAUCAAUUGGGACACUUUGAGAUCCAUCGAGUAUGCGCCAAGAUACAAGCCGUUGCCAAAACGCACACCAGAACUCGAAGCAGAGAACCCGCUCCGAGUCAAGUACAGUACUGAGUUGUUGGACACACUUCAUGCAUGUGUGCAGUUCGAUCCUGAGAAGCGACCAACCCCUGAGGAAUUGCAUGCGCACGUCAGUGCACACACACUCGACCACACUGAUGGUGUAGAAGACUGGGGCACGUAUGACUGGUUCCAAGACAAGUGUGAAGAGGUAGACCCCGAUUCGGAUCUGGACGACGUUGACGAGCAUGGUCACCCCAUAGCACGCGAAGAGCCAAUCAAAGGUCAAGGCUCGGAACUGCUGCACAAGCUGAUGCGCGCAUUACACCUUCCUGGUGCUAGAAAGAGAAGUGGACGCAAGGGUAAAUCGGGGAAAACUCCAAUCGUCAGAACUGAAUCACCAGUGAGCAGAAUGGCAAGGAGGCGAAACGACUACAACCGCCGCAAAAAGAUUGUGGCUCGUCAAAUCAAGGAGGGUCUCGAACCGAAGCUCAACCGCUUCGUGAGCACUGAACCGAAUGACGAUGUCUUCAAUCUCGACGACAAGUACAAGCUCAUCCAUCCUAGGGGCGACCACCUACUCAACAGCUACUGGGCUGCACCGCCACCUGCCAAGAGAUCGUUCACAUCAUACAUUGAUGACAUGUUCAGCUACUAUGAUGCGAAGAAGGCUUUCGAGCAAGCCCAUCCCAACGCCUUUGCGCCGCUCACAGGACUGGACUCGUACGAUUUCAGGCUCAAUGGUCAGCGAAAGGGAGAAAUUUUCAGUGACGACGAAGACUAUGAGGAGUCUUUGCAGGCAGCCUUAGCCCAUCAACGUGCACAAGAAGCUGGAGAAGCGGAUUAGUCUCCCUGUUUGCUGACGCUUGCCGCUUCCGUUCUCGCUCUGGCGGAGCAAGGAUUAUGUGGCUUUACGGUUACUUGAUUACAAGCUUCGCACACUGGGAUGGGACUUUUCAGACGACGGUGUCUUGUCAGCUAUUAUCUGUCACUGCGAUGUCUGAUUAGGGUCUGACCUUUGAACUGUUUCCCCCCAUUGACUUUAAACAUUCCGUUCCCGCGUUUUUGCUUUAUGUAUAUUGGGUCGUUUUUUGUUUGGUUUCGCGGUCCUAUCUCACUGGAUAUAAAGUUUUCGAGUAUUAUAUCUCAAUUCAUAGGAACAUCAGUCCC
Aureobasidium pullulans EXF-150 is the source of this 2514-nucleotide messenger RNA. RefSeq names its product kinase-like protein. The record is from RefSeq and is a predicted model, not a curated record. Bases 404 to 2191 code for a protein of 595 amino acids. Gene Ontology annotation, molecular function: protein kinase activity; ATP binding. The transcript has 2 exons. Gene Ontology annotation, biological process: protein phosphorylation. NCBI's taxonomy places the organism in Eukaryota, Fungi, Ascomycota, Dothideomycetes, Dothideales, Saccotheciaceae.